CUGAGGAAUAACAUUACCUUGUCGGACGCAAACAAUGAAAGCACUGAAGAUGUUAACAAUACCAACGGUUAUACUGGAUUGUUGGUAGCAAACGGGGCACUGCAUGAUGAAAAAUUAAGAAAUAUAACACCUGGAAAUGGUACCAGACCAAAUAUGAACGAUGAACAUAAAGAAGAGAUCACUGAAAAUAAAACUGAAAAUCCAGAUAACGAGUACCAAGAUGCUUGGUCCGAUGAAAACUUCAUUAAGUUCAAAACCUUAGGCGAUAGCUCAAAGGACUCAAACAUGACAUCAUCACGAAUAAACAAUGGUGUGGAUAUGAAGGCUAGGCCCUACAGUUCCGUAAAAUACAACAGAAAAAGCAACGUAAGAGAGGCUACGGGUGAAAUGAAUUCGGCCCGCAACAACAAUGGGGAUACCUCUAGGGUAGGAAAUGAAGACAAGGGAAAUGAAGAUGAUACAAAAAACGAUUUUGUGGUAGAUUUCGGUGGCAUGCAUUCAGGAAAGGAAGAUGCUUCACCAGAGUUGAUUGAAUACGAAGACCUGAACAUUCUAAUGGCUGCCCAGCCAGAACAUUAUACAGAUUUAACUUUCCCCAGCGAAAGUUCUUAUUUAGAAAUCAAUAAAAACAGAGAAAUAAAAGAAAGAGAAUUAUAUUCAAGAGAACAUUUACAUGAAGCCAAAAAUAUUGUUGAAUCGACAGAAAUAUAUACAGUUCCGAAUUUUCCUGAAAGAGAAAGCAUUCUUUAUGAAAAUUCUUCUUCGACAAAUUCAAAAGAAGACAAUCUGUUCAAUGAAGGGGAGACGGUAACUGAGGAAAAUUGGAGCAUUUACGAAGAUGUAACAAUCCGUUGACUCUAC
Saccostrea cuccullata (small rock oyster) is the source of this 861-nucleotide messenger RNA. RefSeq lists its product as uncharacterized. Lineage: Eukaryota; Metazoa; Mollusca; Bivalvia; Ostreida; Ostreidae. The record is from RefSeq and is a predicted model, not a curated record. The transcript is spliced from 3 exons. The coding region runs from base 154 to 855 and encodes 233 amino acids.